This is a messenger RNA of Hypanus sabinus (Atlantic stingray), 1925 nucleotides long. It is a transcript of the gene gtf2b, whose product is annotated as general transcription factor IIB. The coding region runs from base 73 to 1023 and encodes 316 amino acids. NCBI's taxonomy places the organism in Eukaryota, Metazoa, Chordata, Chondrichthyes, Myliobatiformes, Dasyatidae. Gene Ontology annotation, cellular component: transcription preinitiation complex; nucleus. Gene Ontology annotation, biological process: transcription initiation at RNA polymerase II promoter; transcription preinitiation complex assembly. The record is from RefSeq and is a predicted model, not a curated record. Gene Ontology annotation, molecular function: TBP-class protein binding; RNA polymerase II general transcription initiation factor activity. The transcript has 7 exons.
ACGUAGCACGUGACCGCGGUUUUAUAAGUGAAGGCCGCGGCCGAUGCGUGUCACUCCCUUCGCCUGGACAGGAUGGCGUCUUGCAGUCGUGGAGAUCCAUUACCCAAAGUGCAGUGUCCAAACCAUCCAGAUGCCAUACUGGUGGAAGAUUACCGUGCCGGUGAUAUGAUCUGUCCAGAAUGUGGACUGGUUGUAGGUGAUAGGGUUAUAGAUGUUGGCUCAGAAUGGCGAACAUUUAGUAAUGACAAAGCAACAAAAGACCCAUCUCGAGUUGGUGAUGCCCAGAAUCCACUGCUAAAUGGUGGGGAUUUGUCAACGAUGAUUGGGAAGGGGACUGGAUCAGCAAGCUUUGAUGAGUUUGGAAAUGCAAAAUACCACAAUCGUCGGACAAUGAGUAGCUCUGAUCGAGCAAUGAUGAAUGCAUUUAAGGAAAUCAGCAAUAUGUCUGAUAGGAUAAAUCUGCCCAGGAAUAUAGUUGAUCGAACUAAUAAUUUAUUUAAACAAGUCUAUGAACAGAAGAGCCUAAAAGGAAGGAGUAAUGAUGCCAUUGCCUCUGCCUGUUUGUAUAUUGCCUGCAGACAAGAAGGUGUGCCACGGACAUUCAAAGAAAUUUGCGCAGUGUCCAGAAUUCCGAAGAAAGAAAUAGGCCGGUGCUUCAAGCUAAUUCUGAAAGCUCUGGAAACCAGCGUGGAUCUAAUCACAACAGGAGACUUUAUGUCUCGGUUCUGUUCAAACUUGGGAUUGCCUAAACAGGUACAAAUGGCUGCAACUCAUAUCGCAAGGAAAGCCGUGGAACUGGACCUUGUUCCCGGCAGGAGCCCCAUUUCAGUGGCUGCAGCAGCGAUUUAUAUGGCAUCACAAGCUUCCGCAGACAAAAGGACGCAGAAAGAAAUUGGAGACAUUGCUGGUGUGGCUGAUGUCACAAUUAGGCAGUCGUACAGACUCAUCUAUCCACGGGCAGCUGACCUUUUCCCUGCUGAAUUUAAAUUUGAUACUCCGGUGGACAAACUGCCCCAAUUAUAAUCCGAACUAGUCUGCACAGAAUGUACACAGUUAUUGUUUUAAAAUAUGAAAAAAAAUCACCAUUUUCCCCCUUCUUAAAUAUUUGAAACAAGUUAAUAUUAUCACUGAUUUUUGAAACCUACUACAGUGAACAACUUGAGAACCAAUAAGGCAACAGAGGAGUAUGCCCUCUCCAAAUACAGCACAUACAUUCCAAGGCUGAAUUUCAAGACUGUUUGUACUUGCCAGAUAAUUUGUAUAUUUGCAAGUUAGGAAUUUAUACUUAAAUAGAUCAUUACUUUGUAUAUAAUAUGCAAAUUUGGGAUAUUGUUUUGUGAAAGGCUGCUGACAGAUUAGCUCAUUCACAGAAUUUUUUUUGGUAGAACUCCUAACUUGUAAUUUGAUAGACCUACAUUCAGGUUAAUUAGAUGCUUGUCUUUUCCUUUUGUUAAUCUACACAGACUUCUUGAACUUCACAUUUGGUAUUUAUUGUUAAGAAAUGGUUACUAAGCUUUAAAAUUGCACUUAACAUCAGCUUAGUUUCAGGUUUUCAGGAAAGCUUGUAGGUUGUUUAGGUAACGUAUUGAACUGCAUUUUUUUUGUUUUUGGUGAUUUUAUCUGUGCAAGGAAAAUUGCACUGAAGUGUGCAGUAUUUGUGUUCCUGAGGCUCUAAAUUGUUUAUUUUAAAAGGGCAGAUUUGUUGUGUACUGGUUUCACUGAAAAAAAAUGUUUGUACAGAAAGUAAUCAAUUAGCUAAUAUUGAGGAGUCAUUUUCUAAAGCAGCAGCUCCAUUUUGCAUCAGUGUUAUGAGUUACACAACAUGUCGCUCAAAAUUCCUUAAAGUAGCAUGUGGGAAAUCCUUUAAUGGUCGUUAAAGUAAGAGCUAAUGAUAUCUAGAUGGCUUUUGUGAUUGUACAGAGAAA